UUGAUGUCUGUUUUUAUCACAAGGUUCACGAAACUACAGCCGUGAUCAGAGUUUUACUGCGAGUUUGAAUUUUGAAAUGAAGGUUUUGUUUUAUUUCUAUUUAUUAAGUUUUGCAUCUCAAUUUAUUGAGGGAGAUAUAGUGCCAAAGUCAGACACAUGUACUGAUUAUCAAUGUUCGGUUCCGGUUCAUUUGCGACAAGAUUGCGCAGAAGGAGAGACAUCACGUGAUCGGUGCCUUGCAAGAGGAUGUUGUUUCGAUAAUUCCAAGUUUGACACGACAUGGUGUUUCAAACCACUUCGUAAACCACACGGCAAAUGUCCUCACGCCGAAUGCCAGGUUAUACCUGAAGAUCGAAUGCAGUGUGACGUAGUCCGUGACGUCACACCGUACCGUUGCAUGCUGGCAGGAUGUUGUUAUGACGACGAUACGUAUGGAGCGCCUGCCUGUUUCAAGAGAAAAGUUUAUGCCGUCGCCUACCCGGGAAUGUACAUGCUAUUCUCACGCUGGUUGAUGAACUCGUGCAGGAGAGUCAACCCAGAUUACAGAAAUCCAUGUGGCAAUAAAAGAUGCGACGAGGAUCAAUGCCUGCGUUGGAGAUGUUGUUGGCUUCCCAUCGCGUUAGAAGGGCCUCAGUGUUAUUAUCCUUCGUAAUAUUUUUCAUUCCUUUUUCUUUAUGGUUUGUUAUUACAUAAAAAUUCGAUAAAAACUUGUGUUUCGUUUUA
This is a messenger RNA of Ciona intestinalis (vase tunicate), 723 nucleotides long. Its product is annotated as integumentary mucin A.1-like. The record is from RefSeq and is a predicted model, not a curated record. Lineage: Eukaryota; Metazoa; Chordata; Ascidiacea; Phlebobranchia; Cionidae.